ACGGAAGCUUCUCCUCCUCCCUGCAGACGUGUGCUGGCCCAGCCUCUCACUCAACCAGUGACGGAGCCUUCGAGCACCCGUGGACACUUCCUGCCCUUCUUCCUCUGCUUUGGUCCCAUUGGGGAUGAACCCUCUUCCAAGCGUCUCCUCCGUUAUUCCUUAGAGGAACUGGUUGCUGCUGCUGCCCCCACCACCACCUGUCAGCCUCGGGGACUCUAUCCUGCUUUCUACUCUAUGGAUCAUUACCAGAAGUGAAAGUUUCUCCUGGGGAGUACUGAGGCCAUAUCAGUAGCCAGUGGUGUGGGGACCCUAGUUCACUCCAGCAUCAGUCCCUGCCUGAAGAGGGCCCAGACUCCCACUGUUUCCCCGGCAAGACUGCCAGGUACCAAGACUGCCAGGUCUCCUGGUGGCCCUGAUUUAGCUUCUGUUAAUUCAUGCUGUGAGUAGCCAGCGGCUUAGGUGUUUGGACAGUGCAGCCAACUCUCUCGCUUUGUUAACUCCCUUACCUCUGGGACGCAACCCAGCACCACAAUGGCAGCAGAGACACUCAAUUUUGGGCCUGAGUGGCUGAGGGCCCUUUCCAGCGGAGGUAGCGUGGCCUCACCACCCCCUUCCCCAGCCAUGCCCAAGUACAAGUUGGCCGACUACCGAUAUGGGCGAGAGGAGAUGCUGGCCCUCUAUGUCAAGGAGGACAAGGUCCCUGAAGAACUUCAGGAUAAGGAGUUUGCCGCAGUAUUGCAGGAGGAGCCAUUGCAGCCACUGGCCCUCGAGCCUCUGACUGAGGAGGAGCAGAGGAACUUCUCCCUGUCAGUGAACAGUGUGGCUGUGCUGAGGCUGAUGGGGAAAGGAGCCGCUCCUCCCCUGGCUGGCACCUCCCGUGGCAGGGGCAGCACAAGGAGCCGAGGCCGUGGUCGUGGUGACAGUUGCUUUUACCAAAGAAGCAUUGAAGAAGGUGAUGGAACCUUUGGGCGAAACCCCCGGGAGAUCCAGCGAAGCCAGAGCUGGGAUGACAGAGGUGAGAGGCGGUUUGAGAAGUCAGCAAGGAGGGAUGGAGCCCGGUCUGGGUUUGAGGAGGGUGGGGCUGGCCCAAGGAAGGAGCAUGCCCGCUCGGAUAGUGAGAACUGGCGCUCACUUCGAGAGGAGCAGGAGGAGGAGGAAGAGGGAAGCUGGAGACUCGGGGCAGGACCCCGGCGAGACAGUGAUCGCUGGCGCUCUGCUAGUCCUGAUGGCGGCCCCCGCUCUGCUGGUUGGCGGGAACAUGGGGAGCGGCGACGAAAGUUUGAAUUCGAUUUGCGUGGGGAGCGAGGAGGGUGUGGUGAAGAGGAGGGGCGGGGUGGGGGAGGCAGCUCUCACCUCCGGAGGUGCCGUGGACCUGAUGGCUUUGAGGAUGACAAGGAUGGGCUCCCAGAGUGGUGCCUUGAUGAUGAGGAUGAAGAGAUGGGCACCUUUGACGCCUCUGGGGCCUUCUUGCCUCUCAAGAAGGGCCCCAAGGAACCUAUUCCGGAGGAGCAAGAGCUUGACUUCCAAGGCCUAGAGGAAGAAGAGGAAGAGACUCCCGAAGGGGUGGAUGAGGAGCGACCUGAGGCAGCUGGGAAGGAGCUACCACCACUGCCGCCUCCAGAGAAGUCCACCUCUCCGUCCCCACUGCCCACCUUGGGCCCACUCUGGGGUGUGAAUGGGGAGGGCGAUGAAGCAGUGGAGAAGGAACUUCCCGUAGCUGAAGGAGAUGACGUGCGGGGAAUCCAGCUGAGCCCUGGUAUUGGCUCACCCCCUGUCCCUCCUGGAGACUUGGAAGAUGAAGAAGGCUUGAAGCACCUGCAGCAGGAGGCGGAGAAGCUAGUGGCUUCCCUGCAGGACAGCUCCCUGGAGGAAGAGCAGUUCACGGCCGCCAUGCAGACCCAGGGCCUGCGCCACUCCACAGCCGCCACUGCCCUCCCCCUAAGCCAUGGCGCUGCCCGCAAGUGGUUCUACAAGGACCCUCAGGGCGAGAUCCAAGGCCCCUUCACAACCCAGGAGAUGGCAGAAUGGUUCCAGGCUGGCUACUUCUCCAUGUCCCUGCUGGUGAAGCGGGGCUGCGAUGAGGGCUUCCAGCCUCUGGGAGAAGUCAUCAAGAUGUGGGGCCGUGUGCCCUUUGCCCCUGGUCCCUCACCGCCCCCACUGCUGGGAAACAUGGACCAGGAGCGGCUGAAGAAGCAGCAGGAACUGGCCACGGCAGCCUUGUACCAGCAGCUGCAGCACCAGCAGUUCUUUCAGCUGGUCAGCAGUCGCCAGCUCCCACCAUGUUCGCUCCGGGAAAAGGCAGCUAUGGGGGACCUGGCACCGCCGCAGCAGCAACAGCUCACAACGUUUCUGCAGCAGCUCCAGGCUCUCAAACCCCCCAGAGGUGGAGACCAGAACCUGCUCCCGACAAUUAGCCGGUCCUUGUCGGUGCCAGAUUCAAGCCCUCUCUGGGACAUACAUACCUCAGCCUCAUCACAGUCUGGUGGUGAGACCAGUCUUUGGGACAUACCAAUUAACUCUUCGACUCAGGGUCCAAUCCUAGAACAGCUCCAGUUGCAGCAUAAAUUCCAGGAGCGCAGAGAAGUGGAGCUCAGGGCGAAGCGGGAGGAAGAAGAACGCAAGCGCCGCGAGGAAAAGCGUCGCCAGCAGCAGCAGCAGGAAGAGCAGAAGCGGAGGCAGGAAGAAGAGGAGCUCUUUCGUCGCAAGCAGGUGCGGCAGCAAGAGCUGCUCCUGAAGCUGUUGCAACAGCAGCAGCAAGCAGCUGCUGCAGUCCCUGUGCCGCCUGCGCCCAGCUCACCGCCCCCACUCUGGGCCGGCCUGGCUAAGCAGGGUCUGUCCAUGAAGACUCUACUAGAGCUGCAGCUGGAGGGUGAGCGGCAGCUACACAAGCCGCCCGUGCCCCGGGAGCCGCCCCGGGCCCAGGCCCCCAACCACCGCUCGCAGCUUGGGGGCCUGGGUGCUGCCCCCCUGAACCAGUGGGUUUCUGAGGCCGGGCCACUGUGGGGCGGGCCUGACAAGAGUGGGGGCAGUGGCAGUGGCAGCCUGGGGCUCUGGGAGGACACCCUCAAGAGCAGUGGAAGCCUGGCCCGUGGCCUCGGCCUGAAGAACAGCCGGAGCAGCCCAUCUCUCAGCGAUUCAUACAGCCACCUGUCAGGUCGGCCUGUUCGCAAAAAGACAGAGGAAGAAGAGAAGCUUCUGAAGCUGCUGCAGGGCAUCCCCAGGCCCCAGGACGGCUUCACCCAGUGGUGUGAGCAGAUGCUACACACUCUGAGCACCACGGGCAGCCUGGAUGUGCCCAUGGCUGUUGCAAUCCUCAAGGAAGUGGAGUCCCCCUAUGAUGUCCAUGAUUAUAUCCGUUCCUGCCUGGGGGAUACACUGGAAGCCAAAGAAUUUGCCAAACAGUUCCUGGAGCGGAGGGCCAAGCAGAAAGCCAGCCAGCAGCGGCAGCAUCAGCAGCAGGAGGUGUGGCUGAGCAGUGCCUCCCUGCAGACAGCCUUUCAGGCCAACCACAGCACCAAACUUGGCCCUGGGGAGGGCACCAAGGCCAAGAGGCGGGCGCUGAUGCUGCACUCCGACCCCAGCAUCUUGGGGUACUCCUUGCAUGGACCUUCUGGUGAAAUUGAGAGCGUGGAUGACUACUGACCAGCCCGUCCCACUAGCCCCCUGGGCUGGAGGCCAGGAGUGGCAGCCGCAGCUUGGACCCUCAGGUCCCCAGCCUGCAGGCUCCCAGCAAGGAGCAGAGGAGGAGCAGGGGCAGGGUCCCCAGCACUUGUUACAAACCACACGAUGCACCUUAACUCACCCACCACGAGGCACUUUACAGAUUGGGGGGAAGGGGUUUUUCUUUUUUUUUUCUUUUCUCCUUUUUUUUUUUUUUAAAUUUUAAAUGACUGAAGAGAAUGUUAGGAGUCAGAAAAUUUUGUUAUAAAGCUAGAUUCUAGACACACUAUCCCUGGGGGGAUGGUGUGAUAAUGGAAGGUCCACAGAAUUUUUUUUUUUGUUGUUGUUUUGUUUUUAAGAAAAAUAAUGAAAAAUAAUGAAGAAAAAAAAAAAAAAAAAAGGCUGAAAGGAAAAACACACUGUUAUUUUGGGGCAGUGGGGAUACAUGCCCCAUGGACCUGUCCUGCCUGGCCCCUGAGGCUGCACUUACCCUGCUGCCCCCCCAGAAGGUGGGCUGUUGAGGUAACAAAGCUGGGGCCCCAGCAGUUUGCACAGUGAGGCCCCCUCAGUGGCCUGCCCACCGGACCCGCUGUGAGCAGCUCCUUGUUGCUGUGACUGUGGCAGAGGUGUCCAGGGUGGGGGCCAAAGUCACCCCUUGGCUUUGCUGCUUUGGGGGAAAGUUGCACAAAUUGGACAAGUCGCCUCAGCCCCCAGCUGCCCUUCUGUAUGCUAGCUGUUGGGGCGAUGGGGAAAGGCCAGUUGGUGACCCCCUCCUGUCAGGGGCAGGACUUGGACUCAGGCCUGCCGAGGGGCUUCCCCCACCGCUGCCAUUUUGGGAGAUGGCCUGGUGUGAUGUGUGACACCGAAAGCCCCAGCUCCCUGCCUUGCCACAUGAAUGUAUUCUUUGGUUCCCAAGUCCCCCGCCUUGCCCCCAGAGGAGGGGCAGGGCAGGGUGGUUCCUCCAGGAGCUGGGGAGGCGAAACUUCACGCCCGGGAUGAGGCCCCGAGUCCUUGCCAGCGGAGAGGGGCAGGAGUCUCAAAGGGCCAGGAGUGGGUGGCCAAGGCUGUUGCAGAGCAAGGGACUGUCACGAGAGAGCCUUGCCCUGCAGCCCGCCACGUGGGGUAUGGACCACCUGGCUCCACGCCUGACCCUGCCUGACCCUUCGUUGACCAAAUGGGAGAGGAGCAAGAGGCCUCCCCUCGACGUGUGUUUUAAAUGUCGGGUAAGGCUGGGGUCGAGAGCAUGUGCAGGUGUGUCUCCUGUUGCUCACCGACUUCUAACCCCCACUUGGGCUUGUCUCCAUUGGUUUUUGUUUGUUUUUGUUUUGGUAGUUUGUCUAAUCUUUUGCAUUUUCAUCAAACUUCUCCCAUCGACCUCAUUGCUGAGUGCAGUAUUAGGACAGACUGCCGCUGCCUCCCUCCAUGAAUGUAUUGCUCCUUACUGCCCUGGGGAAGUGGGGAGCUGCCCCAAUUUCUUUCCCCAUCUAUCUCCAGAGAAUUAAGGAUUUUUUUUUUUUUUUUUUUUUUUUUUUUUUUUUUUGCACCAAAGUGGCAACUGGGUCAGUGUUGGGGAUAAAGCUGGCCUCGGGGUGGCAGGGCCCCUCCACCUACUUCUCCCUGGUUUCGACAGUGUUAAGUAUCCGUGAAAAGACAAUAUUUUCUCUAAAGCAAUAAGGGGGUGAUGGGCCAGGGGGAAAUGUCUUGCUGCUGCUGGCCCCCCAGCUCCCCUUCCCUCUUGCCAGUGUGGUGGCAUUGGACGGGGAGGGGGAGACUCCUGUUGUGACUGAAUGUAACCGCCCUGCCCCUGCCACAGCCAAUGCAGGGGAAGGGGGGACACUCUUCCUGUCUCUCCCUGUCCCUUCCCCCCAGAGCUAAAGAGACUUGAGUUGGGGGGGCCCACGAGCCUGGAGAGGCCUUAACCCUGUGAGGAAGUGUAGGGGGAGCCCUCUCCCACCCCAUCCCCUCUGAGAGUGGUCAAUGUUUACAAGCCCUGAGCCCCGCCCAGGGACUCAGAUCCCAUUGCUGUCCUGUCCCAGUCUUCCUGGGCCCUGCUGCCCCCCUCCUGGGAUUGGGGUAAAAAGGGGGUCAUUCUGUGUUCCCUCAUCUGCCUUGUACCCACAGCCCCACCAUGUGACUUCCUGUUCUACCUGCCCCAUGUAAAUACUCCUAAUAAAACUUGGUGUGUUCUCCCUA
Messenger RNA from Octodon degus (degu), 5853 nucleotides. RefSeq names its product GRB10 interacting GYF protein 1 (gene Gigyf1). NCBI's taxonomy places the organism in Eukaryota, Metazoa, Chordata, Mammalia, Rodentia, Octodontidae. Bases 532 to 3642 code for a protein of 1036 amino acids. Gene Ontology annotation, molecular function: protein binding. The record is from RefSeq and is a predicted model, not a curated record. The transcript is spliced from 27 exons. Gene Ontology annotation, biological process: insulin-like growth factor receptor signaling pathway.